GAUGGUGGCGCCCGGUGGUACCAUGAGUGAUUCUGAGAGCUGCAGCAGUAGCAACAGCGAUGCAGAGGAGUUGGAGCGAUGCCGCGAGGCAGCGAUGCCCGCCUGGGGGCUGGAGCAGCGCCCGCAAUGGACAGAAAAACCUGGAACCGAUGCUGCAGGUAAACAGGUGCCAGCAUCCCAGCCAAGCCACAGGCGCGAGGUGAACAAGCAUGACGAAGAUGGCAAUGAGCUUCAGACCACACCUGAGUUCCGAGCCUUUGUGGCCAAGAAGCUGGGAGCCAUGCUGGACAGCUCCAUCGCUGUCUCAGAAGUGUGGAAGAAGCCAUGCAAGGCAGAGGUGCAGCCCGUGGCAGAGGCGGAGGACGGCUUCCGCCUUUUCUUCACAUCUAUCCCCGGAGGCCACAAGAAGGAAGCUUCUCCGAAACCCUGCCGAAAACGCCAGCCCCCCAGCUCCAGCAGUGACGACAGUGACGAGGAGUGGCAGCGGUGCCAGGAGGCAGCUGUGUCUGCUUCGGACAUUCUCCAGGAGUCAGCCAUACACUGUGCUGCUGAGGUGGAGAAGGAGGCGGAGAGAAAGAAAUUGAAAAAGAAAGCCGAGAAGAAGGCUUACAUUGACUUAACCGGAGCCACAGGCCUGAAACAGGAAAAGGAGGCAGGCACCGUCAAUGGGGACCCAGCAUCACUUGGGACCAAAAAGAAGAAAAAGAAGAAAAAGGCCAAGAAAGCCAGGGAGGCUUCCCUGCGCCCCCCAGCAGAGUGUGCAGCAGCUGGGCCUGCAGACUGACUCCAGCCUGAGGCAUCAUAGCCGCCAGCUCUUGAGGCUGAGGCGCCUGUGGAGUCCAGGCAAAGCUAAGCCGCUCUCCAGGUCCAGCACCGCCUCCGCCCACAGUGACUUUAGCUGGGCUUGUGGUUCCAGAACAUUCUAUUACCUCAGGACAGAGGACACUUCCAGUUUUUAAGACUGAGUCUUAGAGCAUCCAUCUCCCCUACCUGCCCAGCCAGGUGUGACACGUGGUCUUUAGAAAUGAGAGGAAGGGUCUCCAGGGUACUGAGGCCCAGGGAAAGUUUGUACCCCUCCCCCAGCCCACACAGACUCAACAGCGUUGCCAGGAAAAGAAGGAAAGAUACCCCCUCCUUUUUUACCCAGAAUUUUCUUACUCCAAAAUUUUUAAUAUGCCAUCCAUAAAAACAUGUCUAAGUCAGGUCAGUUACUGCAUCAGGUGCCAGAGUACUGGGGACCUACUUAAUUUAGGGUGCAGGCUUGGCUGCAAGGCCCCAAGUAAGUUCUGGCCCCAGCACCAAAGAAAAAAAGGGAAAAUAAAUUAUCAGUGACCCAAGAAG
Microtus oregoni (creeping vole) is the source of this 1341-nucleotide messenger RNA. RefSeq names its product chromosome unknown C12orf43 homolog (gene CUNH12orf43). Gene Ontology annotation, biological process: Spemann organizer formation; negative regulation of Wnt signaling pathway; Wnt signaling pathway. Bases 2 to 784 code for a protein of 260 amino acids. Lineage: Eukaryota; Metazoa; Chordata; Mammalia; Rodentia; Cricetidae. The transcript has 6 exons. The record is from RefSeq and is a predicted model, not a curated record.